Messenger RNA from Fukomys damarensis (Damara mole-rat), 5948 nucleotides. RefSeq names its product ubiquitin specific peptidase 36 (gene Usp36). Gene Ontology annotation, biological process: protein deubiquitination; regulation of apoptotic process. Gene Ontology annotation, molecular function: cysteine-type endopeptidase activity; cysteine-type deubiquitinase activity. Lineage: Eukaryota; Metazoa; Chordata; Mammalia; Rodentia; Bathyergidae. Gene Ontology annotation, cellular component: cytosol; nucleus. The transcript has 21 exons. The record is from RefSeq and is a predicted model, not a curated record. The coding region runs from base 326 to 3661 and encodes 1111 amino acids.
UGACACGUGUGUGAGGCGCUGGAGGCCCGGAUGGUGCGCGUGAGGGCUCUGGCAGAGGAGACGCCAGAGCUGCGCCGGCCUGCCGUGGGCUGUUCCAGGACUGUCGAGGGUGGGCUGUGGCCGGGUAGGGUGACGCCGGGGCCUCCGCCGGAACUGCGGUACUCGGGGAACAACCGGUGCCGCCACCCAUUCUGGACACUGCUCUUAGGCUUUGGUGAUUGAACAGGCCAGAGUCCAGGAGCAGGUGAAUUCCAGGGCCCAGAGGAGCUCCUCCCCUUAAGAACCUGAUUCCUUGCUUCAGGGGGAAGCAGCAGGCCACGUUUGCAUGCCCCAGGCAUGCACAAUGCCGAUAGUUGAUAAGUUGAAGGAGGCCCUGAAGCCUGGCCGCAAGGACUCAGCUGAGGAUGGGGAGCUGGGGAAGCUCCUGGCUGCUUCGGCGAAGAAGGUCCUCCUACAGAAGAUUGAGUUCGAGCCGGCCAGCAAGAGCUUCUCCUACCAGCUGGAGUCCUUGAAGAGCAAAUAUGUGCUGCUGAACCCUAAGACCGAGGGGGCCAGUCGCCCUAAGAGUGGAGAUGAGCCACAGGCCAAGAGACAGGGUACAGGUAGUGAGCGCUUACCUGGGAGUAGCAGUGAUGGUGUCCCAGCACCGCAGAAAGUGCUUUUCCCCACAGAGAGGCUGUCUUUGAGGUGGGAACGCAUUUUCCGAGUUGGCGCAGGACUGCACAACCUGGGCAACACCUGUUUCUUGAAUGCCACAGUACAGUGCCUGACCUACACACCGCCUCUGGCCAACUACCUGCUCUCCCGGGAGCACGCAAGGAGCUGUCACCAGGGAAGCUUUUGCAUGCUCUGCGUCAUGCAGAACCACAUCGUCCAGGCCUUCGCCAACAGUGGUAACGCUAUCAAGCCCAUCUCCUUCAUCCGCGACCUGAAAAAGAUUGCCCGCCACUUCCGCUUUGGGAACCAAGAGGACGCACACGAGUUUCUCCGGUACACCAUCGACGCCAUGCAGAAGGCCUGCCUGAAUGGUUAUGCCAAGCUGGAUCGUCAGACACAGGCAACCACCUUGGUGCAUCAGAUUUUUGGAGGCUAUCUCAGAUCACGAGUGAAGUGCUCCGUGUGCAAGAGCGUCUCGGACACCUAUGACCCCUACCUGGAUGUGGCGCUAGAGAUUCGGCAAGCUGCAAAUAUUGUACGUGCUCUGGAACUUUUUGUGAAACCAGAUGUCCUGAGUGGAGAGAAUGCCUAUAUGUGCGCCAAAUGCAAGAAGAAGGUUCCAGCCAGCAAGCGCUUCACCAUCCACAGAACAUCCAAUGUCUUAACCCUCUCUCUCAAGCGCUUUGCCAACUUCAGUGGGGGGAAGAUCACCAAGGAUGUAGGCUAUCCAGAGUUCCUGAACAUCCGUCCAUAUAUGUCCCAGAGCAAUGGCGACCCUGUGAUGUAUGGGCUUUACGCUGUGCUGGUCCACUCAGGCUACAGCUGCCAUGCUGGACACUACUACUGCUAUGUGAAGGCAAGCAACGGACAGUGGUACCAGAUGAACGACUCCCUGGUUCACUCCAGCAAUGUCAAGGUGGUUCUGAACCAGCAGGCCUAUGUGCUCUUCUACCUGCGAAUUCCAAGCUCUAAGAAGAGUCCAGAGGGCCUCAUCUCCAGAGCAAGCUCUACCCUUCCCAGCUGCCCAAGUGUGGUUCCAGAUCACACCAAGAAAAGUGCUGGCAACGGGGUCACUUCCUCCCCCCCAGCUGCAAAGCUCCAAGGCGCUGUGCCCAUGAGGAAGCCGCGGCCCCCUGAGGAGAUUGGCGUGCCUGUUUCCAGGAAUGGCUGUGUGCCAGGCCCAAAGUCACAGAACGGAUAUGUGCCUGCACAGUCACCCUUGGGGUCCCCUCGCCCUAGACUCGCCCCCACGCCCGCACACAUGCCGACCCUCCUGGAUGAGAACGGGGAGAAAGCGAAGAGGCAGGUCCCCUCACAGCACUGCUCCCCAUCCCUCCGAACUUCUCAGUGCUCGCCUAGUACCAGCGAACCUGGGAGCCGGCGGCGGAGCUCCUGGGACACCAGGGACACCGUCCCCUCUACCUCACUAAAGCCGGCCGAGGCCACUGCCAGUGGGCAUGGGCUGAAGGAGGAAGACAAGAAUGUAGGCCUCGAGAAGGAGGCUCCUGGCCGCUCCAGCCUGGAGCACUCUCCCGGCAGCAGCCCUAAAGUCCCACAGGCCCCCGAGGGUGGAGCUGCCCAGGUCUGUGACUCUCAGGGAACAAACUGUCCCACGGUGGGUCAUUCCAAAGCGCUGCCAAAUGGAUCUGAUUCUAAGAUGGUGAAGCUCAAGUCCCCUGUCCUGGGCAGCACUGCCUUCGAGCCCGUGAGCCUCAUGUCCCCUCCACCAGCCAAGAAACUGGCCCUGUCUGCCAAAAAGGCCAGCACCCUGCGGAGGGCGACCGGCAAUGACCUCCGUCCACCUCCCCCCUCACCACUCUCCGACCUCACCUACCCCAUGACAGCCACUCACUCCAUCGUUGCCUCCACUUGGCCUGUCAGUAAAUCCAGGGCUGUGUCACCUGCUCCCCGAUCAUCCAGCUGUCCCAAGUCUCCUGUCAGCCCACCCUCUGCAUCAUUGCCCAGUAGUAUCCCCCACCCCCCACAGAGCUGCUCUUCCUCCUGGAGGGCCCUGCCUCAGGUCAGUGGGGGCUUGAUGUCCCCUUCACACCAGCUGCUGCCACUGGGCGCCCGUGAGGCCCCUCAGAGCCCCUCCAGGAAGAGGAAUGGGAGCCCUGUGGGAAAGCCUCAGAUGCGCUGCUCAGAAGCAUGUAUCCUGCAGCUCCUUGGGGGGGCAACUGCAGCACCUUGUAAGAAGAGGAAGAGGAAGAGGAGGAAGGGCCCAGAGGGCAUGGCCAUUCCUCAGGAGCACUUGCAGGGGCCACCUCGGAGCCCCGAAAGCAAGAGGAAGGGACAGGCAGAGCUUCCAGCUCACCCUCGGGAGGAGGAAGGCGCACAGCCCCAGCUGGAUCGCAUUCUGGACAGCCAACAUGUGAGCAGUAGAAAGAGGAAGAGAAAGAGAGCAGAGGGACUCUGUAAAAAAGUCGGCCUUCUCCAGGGCCCAUCUUGGCAUAGCAGCUGUGCCUCCACGGACCACAGAGAACCUGAGACCAGGUCAGAGUCUCCAAGGAAAAAGAAAAGGAAGAAAAGAAAGCCUGAGACACUGCAAGAGGAAGAAGAGAACAAGCGUCCAGAAGACCCAAGGAGCACGAAGCCCAGUGUCACCACAACCCUAGAGUUGAGCGCAAACAGCCAGCUUGCUGGGGACCACCCAGGACUCGGACAGCCUCCUCUUGGGCUGUGGAACAGGGAGCGAGACUCUGAUGUGGUCCAGGAGUUGCUCAAGUACUCAUCAGACAAGGCUUAUGGAAGACAAGUUCUGACAUGGGAUGGUGAGCCUUCUGCGGUCAGUCAGGACGCCAUUGAGGACAGCAGACUGGCCCGGACCCAGACCGUGAUCGACGACUGGGAUGAAGAGUUUGACCGCGGCAAGGAAAAGAAAAUGAAAAAAUUCAAGAGAGAGAAGAAGAGAAACUUCAAUGCCUUCCAGAAGCUUCAGAGUAGACGGAACUUUUGGUCUGUGACUCAUCCAGCUAAGGCCACCAGCCUCAGCUACCGCCGGUGAACUUGGCAUCAAAACAGAAGGACCAGUGUGCCUGUCCCACAGCCUCCUGGAGCUGUCAUUUCCUGGGAACCAUUCGCUGAUCUGAGGAGUGGCCUCGUGCAGACUCGGCUGUCCUGUCACCUCUGGGGCUCUGCCCUGAGCCUGCUAUGUGGGGGGCUUUAGCAUCACUGCAGACAACCUCAUGUGGAGGCCUUGGGGACAUUCGCGACAAGCCCCACAACCUCAGCAGGUGGUGUCAACCAGAGCUACAGCAACCUGCAGGACAUUUGGAAGGGCCCAGCAUCCUUGUCAUGUGCGGUAGUCUGGCAGACAAAGCCAUCUGCUCUUUUCCGAGACUGACAGUAGGGACAGGACCAUGCAUCCCAGUGCGUCCUGUGCCCAGAUGACAGGCGUGAAGGUGGAGGCUCUUCCUGGCGAGCUGUCCCUUCCUCCCAAGGCUGGCACUGUCCUGUCCUGCACCUUGCCCUUCUCGUCCCCUGAGUGAGGCCUGUGUCUGUAUGCCUUACUAUCUGUCUUGGAAAGGGAAGAGCUGGUGCUCACCUGCCUUGCUGCUUCUGCCUUGCCUGGAGUGGCAGGUGGCACUUCCAGGGCAUCUCCAGAGAGCAAAGGCUGUUGGGGGCGGGGGAACCCUUGAAUUAUGUGCCAAUGCAUCUGCUUCUCAGGCUGCUCUCUGUUCCAGGGUGACUGCCAUAGCUUCCCUUUCAGCUGCAAAAACAUGGAUCUCUAUGGAGGUGGUAGUGUAGGGGAUGAAUUCUCCGUUAUUUUACUACUUAAUAUAAAGCAUUUAUUUUUGACCAGGCCUGUGGCUUCCCAGCAGCAAUAUGUUCCCCUAAUAUGCAAAUGCUCGCUUUGUUUGCUCAAUUUUGUGAGUGCUUUUGAAUCUAGAUGAUUGUAUGACUCAAGAAGAUCCUUUUUUAUCUUGCUCAAGCUGUGCCUGCAGAUUUGUAAUUUAAUAAACACAGGACUCCUCAGUGAAAGUGGUGUUUCCAAGGGAAAGGUAACACUCCUCAGUAGGUGUAGCAGUACAUCAGAGGGUCCUUCCUCAUCUCCCCUGAGCUGUCCCAGGGCGUGCUGGCCAUCAGCCUGGCUUUCUGGCCUCUCUGCUGCCUUCAUCAGUGCCACCCUCUUUUUUUUUUUUUGGUACCAGGGAGCAAACUCAGGACCUUGCACUUGCAGGUAGGUGCUGUGCCGCUGAGCUACAUCCCACAGCCCUGCACCACCCUUUCUUGUUUGCUCUGCUGUCCCCCUAGGGCCUUGCUCAGUCCUUGAGGAGUUGCUGUCUUCAUAUGAUGAGGGACAUUUGAGUUUUCGUGCCCCUGGUUCCUUUAGAUUUUUCUCAUUUUUGUGUUUCACUCUAGGGAAAUGGAGGGAAUAGUGACACCGUGGCCCAAUCACUUCUAUCCCGGCUGAGAGUGGAUUGCAGCUUUGAAUGCUGCUUAGAAGGACAGGCCUAGCAUUAGUGCUGUGGCUUCAUAAUCUGCCAUCUCAGGAGGGGGCUGCCACUUCUGUGGGCAGGGCGGGCUUCUUCACUGGGGGUGUUGACUUUUGUUCUAUAUCAACUGCUUCCCGGCCAUAUUUGUUCUGUGAUGCUCUGCUGUUGAAAAUGUAACUUGUGGGCUCACACAGACUCAAUCUCCUUUCUGUUUCUUUCCCUACUCCUCUUGUCUUUUCUCCACAAGACUGAACAUUGUAGGACCUUUUCCUCGGGAGACUAUUUCCAUGUUUUCUAUGGCAGUGGUGAGCCCAGGCCUGGCUUCCUACGGUGUUGUUUGUUUGUUUGUUUGUUUCCAGAACUGGGGAUUGAACUCAGGACUUUGCACUUGCGGAUAGGCAUGGUGCCACUGAGCUACAUCCCCAGACCCUAUAGUGUUUAUCACUGUUGCGUAGAGGCAAGUCCUUUCCUUCUGCAGAAAACCAUCAACCAGACAGGCAUGAGGAAGAAUGCACCUAGAAAACCAUCCAAAUUGUGGGUGACGUGUACAUAUAUAAAUACCUAGAGAUACCUAAGUUUUAUAAUAGCAGUCACUUGAUUGGGUUAGAACCUGGGAGUGGAGGUGAAAGGCCCACACGCAGGGGCCACCUCCCUAAUGUUCCCUGUCAUCUUGUGCACCUUCCAUCGGUAGGAGCUGUUCUCACCCCAUGUCCUGGUUGUGUGGCUACACCUAUAUGUGUAAGAGGUCCCUACCCUUUCCACUUUUUCUCUAGGGACCUUGGGAGCCCCAGAUGUUCCAAGAUCUUGGUGCAAUAAAAUACUGUGUUUCUGUGGGUCCUUUCUGUGUCUUUGACU